GUUGUCCAGCAGCAGAGUUGUUCUGGGAUCAGUUCUUCUGCCCCCCUGUGGGUAAAGUAACCACCGCAUGGGAGUGAGUACCCUGCCACCAAGGUUAGUCAUUAACCUUGUCUUCUCAGUCAUUCAGGGCACCAAAGAAAGCGGACAGCAGCAAUCUGUCCGAGGCAUGCUGCCACUCUGCCGCCACAUCUCACCAUGGGCGAUUGGAACCACUGUGAACGCGAGCGGGCUUUGUCCAUAGAGGACGGCGUUACUGUGGUGUUUCACAAAGUUGACAGCCAUGGCACAAACAACAGCGGCAACGGCGACGACAGUGGCGACGAUGAGCGGACAACAGCCACGAUCCACUUGCAAAAUAACUGCCAUGUGUCGUGUGAUUACGAGGAUGGUGAUGCUGAGGAAGCAAAGGGAAGGGGAAAUUCACCGGAAGGCAGCGCGAGGAAAUCAUUGUGUCCGACGGCGUUUUGCGUCAGAGACAAGCUCGCACCCCGAGAAGACUCAGAGAAACCAAAGAGAUGUCCAGGUCUGGGUUUGUUCUAUGCUUUCCUGGCCACAGUUUUCUUCUCCAUCAUUGCACUCUUGGUGAAAACCAUCGAGGGAAUCCACGCCAUAGAGAUCAGCGCCAUACGCUGCUUCUUCCAGAUGCUCUUUAUUAUGCCGUUACUCAUCUACCACAAGACAGGUUUUCUUGGUCCCAGAGACCAACGGAUAUAUCUGGUGCUUCGAGGCUUCAUUGGUUCCAAUGCCAUGAUCCUGCUCUUCUAUGCUGUUCAGCAGAUGCCGCUAGCGGACGCCACCGUCAUCAUGUUCAGUAAUCCAGUCUUUACCUCCAUCCUGGCCUGGAUCUUCCUGAAGGAGAGAUGCACAAUCUGGGAUUGUGUCUUCACUGUUUUCACUAUCACUGGAGUCCUCCUCAUCGCAAGACCGCCAUUCCUAUUUGGUGAUCAUCGACGUAGCAUUGAGGGCAACUACAACAGCCACAUCAAGGGAACUAUUGCUGCAUUUGCAGCUGCUAUUGGGGCUGCUUGUACAUUCGUUAUCCUUCGAAAGAUGGGGAAGAGCGUCCAUUACUACCUCUCCGUCUGGUACUACGCUGUCAUCGGGUUCAUCGAGUGCCUCAUCGCCAUAUCCGUCCUCGGAGAGUGGAAAAUCCCGAAUUGCGGCCGCGAGCGCUGGCUGCUGAUGCUGAUAGCUGUCCUGGGUAUUGCCGGACAGACCUUCCUCACAAAGGCCCUGCAGAUCGAGAAGGCUGGACCUGUGGCCCUGAUGAGGACUAUCGAUGUGGUGCUAGCAUUCAUCUUCCAAUUUAUUUUCCUCAAUCGGGCACCAACCUUAUGGAGCCUGGGAGGGGCGCUGUGCGUGGUGGCGAGCACGAGUGGAGUAGCUUUUCGGAAGUUGUACGUCAGCUCACGCAAAAGCUGAGAAGGAGGAGCAUGAUAGAGUACUUUGGUAUUACUAUUUAUUCUUUUUUCACCAUCAUAUGUUCUUAAUUAAUUCUGUAUUUUACUUGUUACUUAGAUGCAAACCUGUGAGAGAGUUUAAGCUCUUUGGAAAUCAAGUAGAGGUCAGUUUUGAGUUUAUGAUUAAAUUCAAAACUGAAUUGUGUACAUCUAUACAUGUUGACUCCUGAGAGUCAACUUGUGUAACUUAGGUUAUGCAUUUAUUUUUGUGAACACAUCUCUGAAAGAAUUAGGAGGAAGGAAAAACUGUCCAGUUCCCUGCUUACUAUCCGCAUACUCAAGACAGUUUUCCUAUUUCCUCCUUAAUAAAAUAUGUACAAUUUAAAUGGGACUGAAAGUUCACUUUUACCAGAAGCGAGUGGUUAAAUGUAGGAUUUUCUCAGUCUCAUUUUCUAUUUCUUCUACCUGACUGACAUAGCAAAAGAGAACACAUUUAUUGGGACCAGCCACACUGUGUUACAUAACUUUGCAAUACUAGUAUACUGAAAAAAGACUACUAUAUAAUUCAUGCUGUGGUAGUUGAAGACACCAUGGAAUGAAUAUCUGCAAAAAGUACUUGUAGGAUCAAUCUCUCAAUAAGGAGAGGAAGUGCAAACCAAAAAUGGAGCAUCUAAAUAAGCAAACAAAUCAAGUUAAUAGAAAGAUAUUGCAGAUAUUUGAGUCCACAAGAAAUACAAACAUUAGAGUAAAACCCAAAUGAAGGUUAGAAUGUUUUAAAGAAUUGUACUAUUUACUCAGGGAUUUCUUGUCUUAUGUGAUUAUAAUGCCCCUAAUAUGAAUGACACCUGAAUCCAACCCAAUGCAAUUCAUGAAGAAAUCAUUUCUUUCUUUCUCCUGUCUCCUCUAACGUACUACAUGAUAAUAAGCUGAUAUCAACUGUUAUACAAUCCAAAGUUGAUCAUUUCUUAACGAUAUCUUUGAAGUGCCUUGAGUAGGGAACUUUAACCUCAAGCUUCCCUUAGUGGAGCUCCCCAGUAACCAGCAGCUUGUACUGGGCAGCUAUCAGGUGGGAAUGUUAAUAUGAACAGAGGUUCUUGCAUAAAAAAAGAAGAUCCAUCCCAAUAACUACUGUUCUUAUUUUUUAAAGAUUUUAGACAGCAUUUUAACGAGUCACCUACAUUCAUUGCUGUUAUCCUCACUCUGAUGUCUUCAUUAUCUCAUGUCAACUCUAUAGCACUUAAUGUCAGCGUGACCGAUCUAAUUAGUGUUCUCAAGGGUCUAAAAAUAUAUUUUCCAUGCUACGUAUAGAGGGGUGUUGUUUGCACUUUGCUACAGGGUAGAAAAAGUGUCAGAAACCUGCCACUAUAACUCAACAAAUGAAGCAAGCAUCCAAGCGGCUGUAUGCGAGGAUUGCUGAAUAAUAACGUCCUUUUAUGUGAGAGUUGAAUAACUGAAAAAACCCUGCAGCCAAAAAGCCGAUGUUGAGGUUUUACAUCUGAGGUAACUUGUUUUUGUAAAUUCAAAAUGGCAAUCUGUUAUUUUUGUACCAGGCAGAGGAUGUAUGUAGAUGCAUGGGUUAUUUGAAGAAACAAGGAGCUAGACUCAAAAUUAGACAAAAAAAUAAAUGUAACGGAAACAUUCAAAGCAAAAAUGUAUUGGAUGUUAUGCUUAAAGCAUGUUGUGUUUAUCUUUUGGCACUAAAAGGUCGCCGUGCUGUCCUCCACUGCUUGUGUUAUUGUUCGUAAUAAACUCAUGAAAAACCUAUAUUUUAAGUUAGAUGGGUCUCUAGCACAGCAGUGUUUGUUUAAAUAUGCUGUAUUUUUACACUUCACCAGGGGCAUAACAGAUGAAGUCCCUGUACAACUACACUUCUCUUGCUGGAAGGUUUAAUUGGGUGAAAUAUAGCUGGGAAAAGGAAGGAAAUAAUUGCUGCUAGACUGCUGGUUAGUAUCCUGCAGUUUCUUCCUUGCUGCUUUCUUACAAACUGCUGUUUCUGCUCUCGUGGUUUAAAAACGAUGUCAGCACUCAAUUAUAGUUCUUCCUUUUUAUGUAGAACUAAUAAACUGAACUCAGUUUUAAACAAGUCAAACACGUAUUCCAAUAGGAAUAUUUAGAUUUAAAAUGGAUAACAGUAUGAUAUCUGAAAUCCGAAACAAAGCAAUGCACUCGAUACCAUGCUGGAGAAAGAGCUCUUCUAUGAGAGCUAAUUUGAUUUUAAUUUACAUGUAAUUUGCUGUGGUUAUUAUAAAAAGGACAGAUAUUAUAUUUUAUUAUCAAAACCGACAAAAAUACAUUAUUUUUAAAGGGUAGAACAUAGUCAACUGAUUAUUAUAUCUUCACUAUUCAACAACCCCUGGGAUAUAAUUAAUCGUUCAAGGGUUGAAUAGUAACAUCAUUCAAAGGUGUGAAAACUAAUUAAAUCAGACACAUGUGAUCCCAGCCUCAUACUUUAGUGUGAAUGGAUAUAUUUAAUCAUUGUUGGCACAUCAAGCUGUUACUCCAGAUGUUCAGAGGCUAAUUUUAUGUUAUUCUUGUUUGAUUUUCUCUUUACCUCCUAGAACAGUUUAGUUGACUUGAAUGCUGGUAGCACAUUGUGUUGUAUUUUUAUCAAAUGGUAAGGUAAACUUUUGUUAGGUAAACUAGUUUCAGAAACCUGUAAGCCUUACAAAACAAGCUGUUUUAAAGGGUUUUAAACUAUGCUUUAAUAGUAUUUAUUUGACUAUUUCUGUACUGUAGUUCAUCCACAUAUUGAAUACGAUGUUUGUAUUUCUUCAUAGUGAUAGAAUAUAUUUAGUAAACUCUGAUUUCAUAAUAAAUUCUUUAUGGAUUUUCUUA
Molecule: messenger RNA, 4235 nt
Organism: Eleginops maclovinus (Patagonian blennie)
Lineage: Eukaryota; Metazoa; Chordata; Actinopteri; Perciformes; Eleginopidae
Gene: slc35g1
Product: solute carrier family 35 member G1
Exons: 5
Coding region: 196-1422 (408 amino acids)
Biological process (GO): calcium ion export across plasma membrane; regulation of cytosolic calcium ion concentration
Cellular component (GO): plasma membrane; endoplasmic reticulum membrane
Source: RefSeq, a predicted model, not a curated record